Molecule: messenger RNA, 4059 nt
Organism: Anguilla anguilla (European eel)
Lineage: Eukaryota; Metazoa; Chordata; Actinopteri; Anguilliformes; Anguillidae
Gene: thtpa
Product: thiamine triphosphatase
Exons: 4
Coding region: 160-1023 (287 amino acids)
Biological process (GO): thiamine metabolic process; thiamine diphosphate metabolic process; dephosphorylation
Molecular function (GO): thiamine triphosphate phosphatase activity; magnesium ion binding
Source: RefSeq, a predicted model, not a curated record
CAGCAUGUUAGCGGUACAUCUAGUAUGUUACGUAUCUAUAGCUGUAAAUCGAGAGUGUUGCUGUCCGCGCCACGCCUGUCGAAAUUGAUUUUAUUUUCAAAAUAAAGAACGGGGCAACGAAGUCAACUAAUCUUUUCUAGGUGCGAUACUGAAGACACGAUGAGUGUGGAAGUGGAGAGAAAAUUUGUGUGUGACCCAGACAUCAAGAACAAAUUAAGAGAUAUUGGAGCUGUAUGUGUUGGCCAGUGCCGAUUUCAAGAUCAGUAUUUUGACUCUCCAGACUUCAGUCUAACACUGAACGAUGUGUGGCUGCGUUGUCGCCAAGGAUGCUGGGAACUCAAAUGUCCUGCAAUGGAGAAGAUGCAAGGAUGGGAGGAGGAUCAGGCAGAAAGAUUGUGCACUAGAUACAGAGAGAUAACCAUUCUGCCUGAGAUUAUAGCAAAAGUGAGAGAGGUUAUGAAAGAGAAAUGUGAAGAACAAAAUGGGCUGAUCAAUCCAUUGGCUGAGAAAGAAUACAAAGAAAGCGACAAACAAGGUCCAAAAGAGGAAAAAGGAAGGCCAGAGACCAGCAGGGAAAUUGACCAGAAAAACCCAGUUACCAGUCUUGACAAAAAACCCUUAAACCCACGAGCCGAUGUUGAAAAGUGCAUAGCAGCAGGGAUUGAACAUUCCAACCAGUGCUGUGCAGAAAGUAGCAGUGACCUAUCCUGGUUGAGGGAAAUGAACCUGGCACCCUUUGCUAAGUUCACUACUGAGCGAUGCUCUUUCUCUCUUACUGAGGAGGGUGAAGAGGGUGGGAUUCAUGUGGAUCUUGACCAGGCUGACUUUGGGUAUUGUGUUGGAGAGAUAGAGGUUCUGGUCCCAGAUGGAAAAGAGGUCCAGUCUGCACUGCACAAAAUACAGAGGACUGCUGAAAGGCUGGGUCUGGCUGGCGAUCAGAGGGUGAAAGGAAAAAUGGAUGUUUAUUUGCAGAUGUAUUGCCCAGAGCACUAUUCAAAGUUGCUAAGGGCUCAUGUACUGUAAGAGACUAGAAUGUGUCAGCAUUUUAAUUCCCUAUACAAUAUAGAUUGAAAAAAGGAAAUUUAUUUAUUUCAAACAGAUACUUAAAUUGGAUAUUUCUCUUCUUAAAACACCUAUUUAUUGUCAGUAAUAAUCCAUACAUCAUACUGUCAAAACAGUGUAAUUAUUAUUAAUAAUUAUUAAGAAAAGUAUAUAUAUCAUAUCAGAUUAACCAUGUACAGUGACAUUACUCAGAACAUUUAUUCUGAUAGUGUUCUCUUUUUGUAAUCCUGUGCAAGGUUUUUCCUGCAUUGAAAUGUCUUAGGCGGGCUCCCAAGCCAGCUAAGCCACCUACACUCUCAGAAAAAAAAGUGGUUAUAAAGGUAUUAACACUUGCCGUUGGGGUGGUACCCUAUUAGAACAUAAAAUUGUUCCCAUAGCCAGUAAUGCAUAAUCAAUUUCUACCAUUUUUCCUUGUGAAAGGUACUCAUCAGUACCCAAAUAGAACAGUAUUGUACUUUCAGGGUACAUUUAGGAAAUUUGUUCCUUAAAUGACAAAAAAGUACCUCCCCUUUGCCUUUAUUUUGGUUAACAAUAAUAAACAUUAUGUCCAAACAUUUCAUAAAUUGGGCCACAGGUAUGUCUCCACCCUGUGACCUGUACAGAUUUUAAACUUGUAUUUCAAUGGCUAUCUUCCAAGAGUCCCCAUAGGCACUUUAACUGCACAGUCAAGUGACUAAUCAUACAAUUGAGUUUCUAAUUGACCCAUUUAUAUAAACGAUUAGUUGAUCUAAUAUGGGGAGAGUCAGGGUGUAAAGUGAACAUGGACCUUUAAAUGUCCUGAAAAGCAUGUCUUUGAGCCAGUGGUCUUCCCUCUUGGUCCUGGUCCUUGUUUGAGAAGUGGCUUGAAAAAGAGGCUAUCAUGACCUCUAGCUGGUGGAGGACUGAAGUAACAUGGCCCUACUUAUGAAACAUCGGUUUGCCUAAAAAUUAACAUUUUACAUGAAUAUAUGGUUGUAAUAUUGCAUUCAAUUGAUGUUUUCUGGAAUUAGCAUAACACUAAUUUAAAAAUUAAAUUGCAUAUGCAGUGACUUGCAGAGUGGAUUCAUAAAUAGUUAACACAGCCAGCCAAAAUUUUUUUCAGGAGUUAUUUUUCCCCACUUAGUUUUAUCUGAGUCACUUUAGGGACCUUUAAAUCAUCAUGGUCUAUAUUUACAGUGCAGAUGGUUUCACAGACACUGAUUAAGCAUAGUCCUGGACUGAAUUGCUAUUUUUCUAUGGAGAAUCUCCAUUCAAAAUAGAAUUCAGCCUAGGACUAGGCUUAAUCUGUGUCUCUGAAGCUAGUGGAGUGACCUCCCCACAUCAGCCAGAACAGCACAAACAAUUCCCGCCUCUUGUCACAGAUGGAAGAGUCAUCAAAUCAUACCUUGGCUUCUCACCCCUCCCCCAAACCCCUUCUAGUUCUUCUGCCAACAGCUAGACUACUGCAGCUGUGAUUAAUUACCAUCGAUUGCACUCCUAAUUUGUUACAUUGUUUAUUGAUAUUCUUUCGCAUUGCAGUCUUAUUUUGCUUGCUGUGUUUUCUUAUUGGUUAGUCCUCUAUUUUCCCUAACAGGCUUUACUAGUUUACAGUUGGGGCCUAGGUUUCCGCAUUUGUCACUCUGGACAUGAAUGUCUGCCUGAAAUGUAAUCUGGAGCCAGCAAACACAGUAUAAAUAAAUAAAAUAAAGCUGGGAUAAUGCAUACAAGGAGACACCUCGUCAACCCAUAGACUGACUACUUCUCCCAGCACACCUGCCAGUUAGAGGGAUUAACUGCAGGACAACCAUUUAAUAGCUCUGUAUCAUGGUAAUCUUCUAACUGAAAUCCUGACAGGCUUAUGCAUUUCCAAAAUAUUGACAUAAAACUUAAUAGCCUGGAAGCCAAUACUGUAGGUAGAAAUUGUGUAAAUAUGUGAUGCACCUGACUGAGUUCAGAAUUGACUAAUAUGACUACAUAUUGGCCACAUAUGGUAUGUUGCCAUAUAAAUCAUAGCCAGCUCAGUAGAGUUAUGAAGGCAAAAAAUACUAAUUUGAAUGUUUGUGUUUGCUAAUAUGGAUAUUUAUUAGCAAACCUAAUGAUGUAUUAUUUUCUGGCAAAAGUAGAGUAGUUUAGUAAAAAAAAAGUUUAGUAAAAUAGCUUUUAGUCAAUCUUAUGUGGAUAAUUUAAUGAAUCUGACUGUACAAAGGGAGGGGUGUAAUUUAAAAGUAGCUGCUUUAGUGCCCACUAGAUGUCCUUGUUUCUUCCUUGUUCUAAUUAAGGUUACAACAACCACAAUAGUGCAACAACCACUAUAAUAAAAGGUAGUAUCGGUUUUGACUGUUUUAUCCUUUUCAUAAAGGAAUAAAACUCACAUAUUGCCCCACUCAGGGGAUGUGAGGGUUCAGCCAAUUAGGGCUCUGCGUUUCAUCACAAUCUAACGACACCCACUGGUCGAUUGGGCGUCAUUGGACUGCAGGUUACAGCCGCAUGAUGGUCUUCCUCCGACUCCACUCUAUGUGAGCUUAACUGUAGUCUGCCACAUGAAGAAGAAGCAGCUGAUGACACCAUUUGAUGUCUACACUCUUCUGAGCUGGCAAUGGGGUUAGCCAUGAAUCCUGCUGCUGUUGCAAAUAACUAAUUUAACAUUCCACAUUUGGGUGAGAGUUAGAUUUGUAGGCUACAGCUCCACUUAGGGUGCCAAAUUUAUAGAAGGAAAAUUUUUUUAUUAACAAAUUACCCAAUACACCACCACAGGAAUAUGGUGCUUCCUAGCACCUGAUCUGUGGCACACCACCAUUCUAGUGGCAUAUAAGAGGGGCAACAGUGGUUAGCAUUGUUAACCUUUGUAAGAGGUGCAGUGGUGCAGGAAAAAGAAAAGCUUAUGAAAUAAAAAUUAAACUUAAACUUUUUUGAUCUUGGAACCAAUAUGAAAUUUGAACAGGUGGCAUAAAUGUGGUAAGCAAUGGUGGAUGUUGCAUGGUUUGAACUUUUCUGUAAAUAUUGUUAAAAAUUGUACUUUAUAUGAAAUACAAGUGGUCU